AUGACGCUCGUUUUUCUAGGGAACUCCGCUCUUCGUCGAGUGUCCAAGUCGGUGGCAAAUGUGCGGUCUCCGGUCAUUCGGAGACUCUUGGAAGCUCUAGAGCACGAAGUGCGUCAGGAAGCUGGCAUCGGGAUCGCUGCACCGCAAGUUGGUCAUAAUUUACGAAUGUUUCUCAUGCUCAAGCACAUGCCAGAGAAUGAGGAAGAUCUGAAGAAACUCGAGUACCAGAAAGUGCUAAACCCUGACAUUUUGGCCGCGUCCGAUGCUGUGAUGCGCGACUUUGAAGGUUGUCUCAGUGUUCCUGGCUACCAGGGCAUUGUCAAGCGAGCACAGCAGGUUCUAGUGCAGUACGAAGAUGGUGAAGGUCGCCAAGUCAAAGAAACGCUGACCGGUUUUCCCGCACGUGUGUUCCAGCACGAGCUGGAUCACCUCAACGGGGUCAUGUACCUCGAUCGCAUGGAACCCGGCAGCCUCAUUCACAAUGAAGAAUUUGAGGCAAUGGAGUGGGAUGACAUUCAACAACUGCUGCUACAAGGACCUGGAUUGACUCCUCCUCCUUUUGCCGUGUCGACAGCUACACAGGCCAGUAGCGACCAUCGAAAGAAGAAGGGCAAAGGCAUUGGCAAGAACAAGGACUAG
Molecule: messenger RNA, 639 nt
Organism: Peronospora matthiolae
Lineage: Eukaryota; Oomycota; Peronosporomycetes; Peronosporales; Peronosporaceae
Source: the annotation of a GenBank genome assembly